Messenger RNA from Metopolophium dirhodum (rose-grain aphid), 1016 nucleotides. RefSeq lists its product as uncharacterized. The transcript is spliced from 2 exons. Gene Ontology annotation, molecular function: nucleic acid binding. The record is from RefSeq and is a predicted model, not a curated record. NCBI's taxonomy places the organism in Eukaryota, Metazoa, Arthropoda, Insecta, Hemiptera, Aphididae. The coding region runs from base 15 to 554 and encodes 179 amino acids.
AUGAACACAAUUCGAUGGGUCUAAAGGUACCGACUGGUAAAGGAGGUCGACUUAUUGUAUGUCACGCAGGAUGUGCUCGCUACGGGUUCAUUGAAGGGUCGAAAUUGGUAUUUCGUAGUAACAGCGGAAAUACAAUCGAUUACCACGACCAAAUGAAUGGUGAAGUGUUCAAACAGUGGUUUAUUCAAUUGUUGAAUAACCUUGAAGAGCCAUCCGUUAUCGUAAUGGACAAUGCGCCAUACCAUUCUACCCUCAAAGAAUCAUACCCAAAAAGUAAUUGGAGAAAAGCCGACGUCCAACAAUGGUUAACGGGUAAAAACGUUGAAUUUCAUCCAUUAGAAACACUACCAGAACUUCGUCAAAAAGUUAAGAACCUAAUGCCACGAGAAAAAAAAUACGAGCUGGAUGAAAUCGCGUCGGAAAAGGGUCAUGAGGUAAUCCGUCUUCCACCUUAUCAUUGUAAAUAUAACCCGAUAGAGUUAAUUUGGGCUCAGGUAAAGGGUGAAGUGGCAAAAAAAACAACACGUUCAAAAUGGUUGACAUUGAACGUCUAACACAUGAGGCAUUAGAUGCAGUGACUGUAGAUGAUUGGAAGAAAUGCGUCCGACAUGCGGAAGAAAUUCAAAUUGAAGACAACAAAAAAGAAAUUAUGCGGGACACCAUGAUUGAACCAAUAAUUCUUACCAUACUUCCGGAUGACAGUGACUGGAGUGACGACGAAGAUCAAGAUGAUGACGAAGAAAACAGAGAAUAAAAUAUUUUAUUUUUUUUUUUUUGUAUUUGUAUUAUUUGUUUUAAGUUUUUAAUGUUUUUUAUUUGGUUUGAAUCAACAAAUUAUUGGUUUAUAAAAUAUUUAAAGUAUUUUCAGUAAAUUAAUUUUUAAUUCAAAAAAACGCGGCAAUUAGUUUAAUUACGUUAUGAACCACUGAGGCGAAACGGCCGCUAGGUUCGUGACUGGCAGGGGCCACUUUUCAUGUCGCGGACUAUAGUAAUAAAACGUAGAUAUCGCGCGCUAA